This is a messenger RNA of Talaromyces amestolkiae, 2376 nucleotides long. RefSeq lists its product as uncharacterized. Gene Ontology annotation, biological process: regulation of DNA-templated transcription; DNA-templated transcription. Bases 1 to 2376 code for a protein of 791 amino acids. Lineage: Eukaryota; Fungi; Ascomycota; Eurotiomycetes; Eurotiales; Trichocomaceae. Gene Ontology annotation, molecular function: DNA-binding transcription factor activity, RNA polymerase II-specific; DNA binding; FAD binding. The transcript is spliced from 7 exons. The record is from RefSeq and is a predicted model, not a curated record.
AUGGCUGAGAACACUGUGGACGACUCCCAGGAGGAGAACUGGCAAGCGUUGCCUGCUGUGCCAACCCGCGUCCGGUCUAUCCAGAUGAAAGCGUGUUUAGCAUGUCGCAGGGUCAAGAUGAAAUGUCGCCUUCAAAGUGGCGAGACAACAUGUGCUCGCUGCGCUCAGAAGUCAAUUGAGUGUAUCGUCUUAGAGCACCGCAGAGGCAGAAAACCUGGUACAAGAAUUACAAGAAAAAGCGUUGUCGGAAACAAUGACAAGAUAAGCCCCAACAGUGCGAUGACUUCUAGAAGUGGCGCCGAAGAGCACGGCGUUGCUCAAUCGAGAUUUGAUGCAUACAGCAAGCCACAAUUCUCCGCAGAGACAUCCGGUCUCCAGCCAUCAGAGCUACUCAACCAUGAAGCAAUGAGAGGGAAAUUCUCUAUGCAGAGGAUUCUUGAUACCCAGCUUGAAAGAGCCGAUAAUGCCAUGCCCGAAAGAUCAUUCCAUCAGCCUGCACAAGAUGCCGUCGAAGUUGGCCUUGUGAGUCAAUCUAUCGCUGAGCAUUUGUUCAAAAGCUUCAUGGAUAUACUCAAUCCUUAUAUAAGUCAGCUAGAUCCGGACCUGCACACAUUUUCAUAUGUGCGGCAUAAAUCGCCAUUCUUGCUUGGCUCAAUACUCGCCGUUUCGUCCAAGAUGUUUAAUCCGUCUCUAUAUAAACGCCUCUACCGAUACGCAGAGGACCUCUUUCUCGAAAAUUUCCGAGUCGGCCUCAAGUCCACCGAGACCGUACAAGCCAUUUUGAUGUUGACCUACUGGAAAGAGCCUGAAGAUACCCGAUCUUGGGUUAAUUUAGGCUAUGCUAUCCGGAUAUGUAUGGAUCUGGGAUGGCACAAAAUAAGCCCCCGUACAAUAAGAGACCGCAGCGGAAUGAACUCCACAGAAUUGCGAGAAGCACGCAAUAUUGAACGGACCUGGUUCGUACUAUUUGUAUAUGAUCGCAGUCUAAGUCUCCAAACUGGAAAACCUUGGAUGAUCGAGCGAAGCGGAUUCAUUGAAAGCAUUGAGCAUUGGAGCAAGGAGCAAACGGCUACGGCAAAUGAUACGCUUCUAGCUGCUUUUGUGACACUUCGCCUUUUGACGUCCGAGGUCUUUAAGUUGCUUGGCCCAUCUCGCCACGUCAGCUCGUUCGCAAACACCAAAUCUUUUCUUACUAUAAUUGGCAAUCGCAUCGACGAAUGGGAAGACAAAUGGAUACAAGCAUGUGGAGAUGUAUUUGAUGGCGAAUCCAGCCUUGAUUCUCGCCCACGAGAUUGGACUAUCCUCCUGCACUGGGCCUUGCCAAUCCUUACUGAUUUGUUGAACGACGACGUCAAGAACGACUUGCCGAGCGCGAUAUGCAACCCGUAUUUGGAUUUCAAUGCCGACGUGGAAUGUCUCCCAUGUUACAACGGUAAUACAGGCGAGCUUCUAUUCAAAAGUCCACUGCCAGGAUCUAGACGCAUCUCACGUCAGCGCUUGCGCAAAGUCUUGAGUAAAGGACUGGACAUCAAAUGGGGCAAAAAAGUCGUACAGAUCGAGUUUCCUUCCGAGGAUGAAAAUGGAGGAGCAAAAUACGAGAGCCCUGUCCAGCUUGUUUUCGAUGACGGGAACACCGACGCUGCCGACUUCGUCCUGGCUGCCGAUGGAGCUUCGUCAACCAUACGCGAGUUACUGCUUGGCCCUGAGGCAGCCCGUGUUCAACUUGCUGGCUUCAUGUUUGCUACAGGUGUCACCAAUUAUCAUGAUGCAGACAAAGUUGCCGCUGUGGUUAAAGCUCACCCGGUCGCUGCAAUCACACUGGGAAUGGAGUCCGUAGCGGGGUGCGGAGUUCUGCAUGUAGAAGACAAGGAUGACAUGUCCACGUGGACGACAUUUUGGACGAAAAUAUGGCGUGGAACCUCGGCCGAACUGCCUAAAGGGAAAAACAUGGUGGAAUACAUCAAGGAUAAUACCAAGAAUCUAUGCGAACCAUUUCAGUCGCUGAUUGACUGGACGCCCCCAGACAGCGCAUGCUACAUCGAUGAAAUGAAGUCGUGGGUCCCAGUACCAUUCGAUAACCAUGCCGGAAGUGUGACCCUCGUCGGAGAUGCAGCCCAUCCUAUGCUUCCUUAUCGCGGUCAAGGAUAUCAACAUGCGAUCACGGAUGUCAAGAACUAUGUCGACGCUCUUGUAAAAAUCAGAGACGCACCAGAAAUCAACGACAGGCGGGAAGUCAUGUCUGCGUUCGACUCGGAAAUGAUUGAACGAACUGGGAACGCAGUUAAGCAGUCUUUGCAAGAGGCCGAGUACUCGAUGAACAUCGAGACCGUCAGCAAAAUGCUAAUGGCUACUCAUGGGCAUGGUCGGUCGGCUUAG